AGCCACAAACUACAGACAGAUAUUUUGGUGGUCAAUAUUUACAGAGAGUGAAAGAAACAGGCGGUGUAAAAAGAAAUACACAGAGAGAGAUUUGCUAUUUUCUGGCAAGCGAUUCAAAGCUGUUCGUCGUUGCGAGUGAAGCUGUUCGACUUCUCCGACGAACCACCGGUCAAAUCGUCACUCAGCUGCCUCUCUUCCUCAGUGGUGGUUGACGGCGAAGUGGAAGUGCCAGAGAGAGAGAGAGAGAGAGAGAGCUGGGGUGGAGUUUUUUUUUUUUUUUUUUUUGGAGGGUUAGAUUGAAGGUUUGGCUCUAACAACUACCAAUCAAAGGGUCGUUGAGCAACAUGCCUCCUCAGUCCUGAGGUUUAAUUGUUGGGAAGAGAAAAAAGCUCAUGGGAAUGAGUGGUGUAGGGGAAAAUAUAGAAGCUUUUAGUGAAGUGAAAUGGGACUAUAUGUUUCUCGACGAGGAAUUAUGGGGCCUUCUAAAGAUUUGUUGUCCGGAUCUAUUUGGUGACUGGAAGAGCUUUAGGGGCGACUAUGAGCGAUACAUUUCUCGUGCACUUCAUAAAAAUGCCACAAAUUCUUACAAGCGUCUUGGUGCUAAGGUUGCAGUGGUUUACUUGUUGGGAAGAGCAAAAAAGCUCAUGGGAAUGAGUGGUGUAGGGAAAAAGAUAGAUUUUCAGGAUUCUCAGCUGGGUUGGUAUAGGCUGGAGCAUAAUCCAACUAGUUGGUUACCUAUACGUACUAUUCCUGCCAUCUAGAGAAUGCACCUGAGCCACUCCUCCUCCUCAGGUUGAGCUUCAGCCUGAGGCAAGGUAGAAUUGGAAGAUCGAAAUGCUGUUGUUUUCUUUAUUUUGACUACUUGGAUCUUCAGUUUUUUAACUACUUGGAACAAAUGAAGUUCUUUGUGUUGUCAUUAAGCAUAAUACUCUGUUUGACAAAUAGAAAUAUGAGGAUGGAAGACUGCUCUUUGUAUAUAUGUUUACAUGAUUUAAGUGAUUAACGUCA
Messenger RNA from Cornus florida, 1008 nucleotides. Its product is annotated as protein CHROMATIN REMODELING 24-like. The transcript is spliced from 8 exons. The record is from RefSeq and is a predicted model, not a curated record. NCBI's taxonomy places the organism in Eukaryota, Viridiplantae, Streptophyta, Magnoliopsida, Cornales, Cornaceae. The coding region runs from base 393 to 761 and encodes 122 amino acids.